AUGAAGCUCCUCUACCCGACGUCGCUGCACCUGAACGUGCAAGACCUCGAGGGCUUCUCCGUGUCCCUGCACGCCUACGACGUCAAGAAGGAGAUCCCGCAGGAGCACCUGGACGCCUCGGUGCUGGUGACAUGGUGCAACACGGCGGACAACCUCCAACACGCGGCGCGGCACAUGUCGUCGCUGAAAUGGAUCCAGUCUCUGGCGGCGGGGCCCAACGACGUGCUCGCGGCGGGCUUUGACCCGUCCAAGGUGACCAUCACGACGGGGUCCGGCUUGCACGACCGCACCGUGGCCGAACACACGCUGGGCCUGCUGCUGGUCGCGGCGCGCAAGUUCCACGAGAUGCGCGACUACCAGAUGCGCAGCCCGCCCGAGUGGCCGCAGCACCUGGGCGGGCCGCAACCGGAUCGGCCCCGGGGCGCGUUCACGACGCUGCGCGACGCCAACGUGCUUGUCUGGGGGUUCGGCAACAUCGCAAAGACCCUGACGCCCAUGCUGCGCCUGCUGGGCGCCAACGUGCGCGGCGUGGCCCGCAAGGCCGGCGUGCGCGACGGCGUCGAGGUGUAUGCUGAAGAAAGCCUAUCGACGCUACUACCCGAGACGGAUGCGCUGGUGAUGAUCCUCCCGGGGAGCGCGAGCACGAAACACGCCCUCAACGCCGACCGCCUCUCCCAACUGCCCAACCACGCGUGGAUCGUCAACGUCGGCCGCGGCACCUCGGUCGACGAGGACGCCCUGUUCCACGCGCUCUCCGACAAGACUAUCGGCGGCGCCUGCCUCGAUGUCUUCCAGACCGAACCCCUCCCUCAAGACAGUAAACUCUGGCACGCUCCCCAUUGCGUCGUCAGCCCCCAUGCCGCGGGCGGCAGGCCCCAGGACGCAGAGAAGUUGAUCGCCGCCAAUCUGAGGCGGUUUCUGGCCGGCCAGGAGUUGCAGAAUGUCAUCUAA
Molecule: messenger RNA, 951 nt
Organism: Fonsecaea multimorphosa CBS 102226
Lineage: Eukaryota; Fungi; Ascomycota; Eurotiomycetes; Chaetothyriales; Herpotrichiellaceae
Exons: 1
Coding region: 1-951 (316 amino acids)
Molecular function (GO): NAD binding
Source: RefSeq, a predicted model, not a curated record